Molecule: messenger RNA, 1971 nt
Organism: Silurus meridionalis
Lineage: Eukaryota; Metazoa; Chordata; Actinopteri; Siluriformes; Siluridae
Gene: sqstm1
Product: sequestosome 1
Exons: 8
Coding region: 135-1511 (458 amino acids)
Biological process (GO): aggrephagy; mitophagy; endosome organization
Cellular component (GO): aggresome; amphisome
Molecular function (GO): zinc ion binding; K63-linked polyubiquitin modification-dependent protein binding; protein kinase C binding
Source: RefSeq, a predicted model, not a curated record
UGUACACACUGUAUCAGGAAGUAAGCAGAUCGGUGCCAUUUAAAGGACGCAAUUUUUGCUGCGCAACAAUCAAGUCGGAGUGCGAAUUUUGUUCAGAACUCAUUGCAGGUGGCAUUAUACAGAAGAGGAAAGACAUGUCGGUGACGGUGAAGGCUUACCUCCUGGGCAAGGAGGACAACCAUAAGGAAAUUCGACGCUUCGCAGUCGAUCAUAAUGUCUCGACAAGUUUCGAGUACUUAAGCCGGAAGGUGAUGGAUGUGUUCUCGAACCUCCACAAUGUUUCCUUCCAGAUGCAUUACAAAGACGAGGAUGGAGACAUGAUUGCCUUCUCUUCUGACGAUGAGCUCAUUAUGGGACUUACUAUGAUAAAGGACGAUACCUUUCGCAUUUUCAUCAAGGAAAAAAAGGAGCACAAGCGUGAAUUCCCGCAUCAUAUGGACCAAGGGUUCACCAUCCCCCCUCCUUUUGGACCACAUCACAUGGGUCCUCCAGGACAUCCUCCGAUGGGUCCACCCCAUAUGGGACCACCUCCUCAUUUCCCACCCAUGGUUCACCCCGGGGUGACAUGUGAUGGUUGUGAGGGACAAGUGGUUGGGACCCGCUUCAAAUGCAAUGAGUGCCCAAAUUAUGACUUGUGCUCCACUUGCCAGGCCAAGGGCCUCCACAAGGAACAUGUUCUUCAGCCCAUUCUUCACCCCAUGGUCAAUAUGUAUGAGUGGCUUCCUCGUGGCAAAAUCUGGCGCAAGAUGAGGCACUGCAUGUGGGCUGGGGCUCAGGCUCAAGCCCAGGCUCAAGCCUGUGCUCAAGCCCGGGCUCAAGCCCAAGCCCGACCUGAUCCAUCUGAUUGCCAGCCAGGUUCCCAGCAGGCUAACUCGCAGGAAGGCCAAGCUGAAAAUGAAGUCUCCUCUGCACAGUCCAAUAUGGAGUACCUGAAGAACAUUGGAGAGGGUGUGGCUGCCUUGUUGAGCCCACUUGGAAUCGACGUGGACAUUGAUGUAGAGCAUGAGGGAAAGAAGGCUAAAGUGACACCACCUCCUUCUGCCUCAAGUGGACCUCCUAGUGGCAGGAGUGAUGCUAGCUCUGCAGGCCUUUCCAAGGGUACAGAUGGAAGUCCAAGCAGUGUCGGGAGUUGCAACGGGGCUGCAAAGGACCAGAAAGACCAAAAUAAUGACGAGGAAUGGACCCAUCUGAGCUCAAAGGAAGUAGAUCCAUCCACAGGCGAGCUCCAGUCGUUGAGGAUGGAGGUGGAUGCAGCAAAUGAUAACUCUGCUCCACUCAGCAACAACUCCAAAGUUACCCCUGGCCCCAGUGGUCUACGUGAGGCUGCCAUUUAUCCACAUCUACCACAAGAUGCUGACCCUCAUCUGGUAGAGUCUCUGUCCCAGAUGUUGUCUAUGGGCUUCACAGAUGAAGGCGGUUGGCUGACCAGGCUGCUCCACACAAAAAACUACGACAUUGGAGCCGCUCUGGACACCAUCCAGUACGCCAAAGCCCCGGACCAACGAAACUGAAGUCCAAGCAAAGGCUCAAAAUAAUGGGGGUUAUGUUAAACUAAUCAUUUUUGGAAAAACCCCAUGCUAACCCAUUUAACCGUUUCUGCCUUUUCUAAAUGUGUAACAAUUUCCUUUCAUACUGAUGACUAUUAAAUUACUCAGGCAUUUUACAGUAAUACAGAUUUCUAUUUUAUUCCAUUUUAUUAAAAUGUAGAAAUUACCUUGGUAAAUAAGGCUGCAAUCGGAGCACAGUGCCAUGUAUUAGUUCUAUCAUGUCUCAUUUGGCACCAAAUAAAUGACAUUUACUUUACAAACCGGUAAACUUUAGGGAAGAUCUAUGAACAAGUUUCCUACUUAUAAAGGUCAUUGUUUGAACACAUUGGAGUAUAUUUGUUAGUCAGAAUAGAAAAGAUUUGUUAUAUUCUAUAAUUUUACACAUUAUUCUGCCUUGUCUGUCAAAUAAAUUCUUGCAAACAUC